Messenger RNA from Acanthosepion pharaonis, 609 nucleotides. The record is from the annotation of a GenBank genome assembly. Lineage: Eukaryota; Metazoa; Mollusca; Cephalopoda; Sepiida; Sepiidae.
AUGCUUUUUCUUUACACUUUUCUCUUUACGCUCUUAUCUUUACAGUUUUCUCCUUACGCUCUUCUCUUUACGCUUAUCUCUUUAGACUUCUCUUCACGCUAUUUUCUUUAUACUUUCCUCGGCACGCUCUUCUCUUUACACUUUUCUCUUUACACUUUUCUCUUUACGCUUUUCUCUUUAGACUUCUCUUUACGCUUUUUUCUUUACACUCUUUUCUCUUUACGCUUUUUUCUUUACACUUUUCUAUUUACGCUUUUCUCUUUACACUUUUCCAUUUACACUUUUCUCUUUAGACUUUUCUCUUUACGCUUUUUUCUUUACACUUUUCUCUUUACGCUUUUUUAUUUACACUUUUCUCUUUACGCACUUGUCUUUCGACUUCUCGUUACGCUUUUUCUUUACACUUUUCUCUUUACGCUCUCCUAUUUACACUUUUCUGUUUACGCUUUUCUCUUGAGGCAUCACUUCCCGCUUUUUUCUUUACGCUUUUCUCGGCACGCUCUUCUUUUGACACUUUCCCUUUACACUUUUCUCUUUAGACAUUUCUCUUUACGCUUUUUUCUUUACACUUUUCUCUUUACGCUUUCCUCCUUAGACUUUUAUCUUUAA